AUGGCGGGCAAGGAGGAUCUUAAGCUCCUCGGCCUGCCGCUGAGCCCGUUCGUGGUCAGCGUGCGCAUGGCGCUGGACAUGAAAGGAGUGAGUUACGAGUACGUCGACGAGGACCUAAACAACAAGAGUGAGCUCCUGCUCAAGUCCAACCCGGUGCACAAGAAGGUGCCCGUGCUCAUCCACAACGGCAAGCCCAUCUGCGAGUCACUCGUCAUCCUGCAGUAUGUCGACGAGCUGUUCGCCGGCCGGUCAAUCCUCCCAACCGACCCCUACGAGCGCGCCACCGCUCGCUUCUGGGCAGCCUUCGCCGGCGACAAGCUGUUCCCGGCGUGGUACGGCGUGGUGACGGCCCAGGCGGAGGAGGAGAGGGCGGAGAAGGUGAAGGAGACGCUUGCCGCGAUCGAGCACAUGGAAGUGGCCUUUGCCAAGUGCUCCGGCGGCAACGCCUUCUUCGGCGGCGACUCCAUUGGCUACGUCGACGUCGUGCUCGGCUCCUUCUUGUUCUGGUUCGAGGCGGUGCGCAGGGUUGACGGCCUGGAGAUCAUUAACGCGAGCAAGACUCCGCUCUUGGCUGCGUGGGCGGAGAGGUUUGGAGGGAGUGUAGAAGCAAAGGAGGCGGUGCCGGUAACCAAGGCGGACUUGGCGGUACAGUAUAUCAGUAGGUUUCGUGCCCCUGCCGCCGCCGCUGCGAAGUUAGCGAGUUCAGAAUGA
Molecule: messenger RNA, 711 nt
Organism: Miscanthus lutarioriparius
Lineage: Eukaryota; Viridiplantae; Streptophyta; Magnoliopsida; Poales; Poaceae
Source: the annotation of a GenBank genome assembly